Teleopsis dalmanni is the source of this 1544-nucleotide messenger RNA. RefSeq lists its product as uncharacterized. Gene Ontology annotation, molecular function: phosphatase binding. The coding region runs from base 99 to 1502 and encodes 467 amino acids. Gene Ontology annotation, biological process: negative regulation of phosphatase activity. The record is from RefSeq and is a predicted model, not a curated record. The transcript has a single exon. Lineage: Eukaryota; Metazoa; Arthropoda; Insecta; Diptera; Diopsidae.
AUUAUUAUUGAAUACCAAAAUUUAUUUCCUAAACUUUUUAUAAGUCUUAUUAAUUUUUUAAGUGUUCUGCUGAGAGACGUUUCAGAACUGCUUGCAAAAUGUUGCGCAUUUUUCAGGACGAUGAUAAACCACGAUAUCCGUACGGUUUUUGGGAUUUUGAUGAGGAGCUGAUCGAAUAUCUAUUUUAUCCUAUCUAUGAGAUCAUACAGUCUGGCGUAAAGUACGUUAGAACUGGUGGUUACGACUAUAGAAGAACCGUAGAUCAAGAAGAGGAAAUGAUAUUCCGUUUGCACUUUGCACCUCGUACUUCGCUGAAGCACCGUAACGUCAUAAUCUUGCAAGACAUUAAAAAUGUUGCCUUAUUUCUGGCACCACCUAUUUUGUUGAAUGAAGAAAUGAUUGAAUAUAUAUACACCAAAACUUUUGAUCGUUUUUUACAUGCUUUAAUUGUGUAUUUUGAAUACUAUCUAAAAAUGUUGGAAUUUGUGCUUGUUCGACGAGAUGAGACUACAGGCUUAACACCUAAAAUACAAAGCGAUCAUACAAUGGACAUGAAAUAUUCAUUUGCAUCACAUUUGUCGCAAUAUCGUAUGAUGUUGGCACGGGAAUAUGCUGAAAUGUUACGCGGUGAAAAUGAGGAAGUGAAACCCUAUUACUAUUCAACGCCAAUUGUGAAUAUUGCCAAAACACGUUGGGAACGAGAAUUUCAUGAAAUUCUACUUUCCUAUGCAACACAAGUCGUUUGGAUUGCAAUGCAUCGACGAGCAUUUGAUGAUAUCGAAUCAGAAAUGGAACGCCUUUUUCGUUCAGAACAUUUUAGAUUAAGACCUGAAGUGGCACAGAGGUUCACUGUAACAGAGGAGUGUGUACUGUUUGGUGAACAUUAUAAACGUAUGAAUUUUCGCUUUCAAGCAUCUGGACUUAUACAGGAACUUGAGCACGUUAGAAAACAAGAUGCUCCCAUCCUUUGGAUAGGUAAGCAAAAAUACAAUGGUGAUGAUAAACGCAUUUUGCAGCUUGAAUUGGAAUAUCUUGUACCACCCAGUCAACUUUUUUUUAUUGAUAUUGUUCAUGGGAUUUUGGGACAUCCAAAAAGAUUUUAUGACACUAUGUUGAAACUAGAUUGGGCGGUUCUGCGCGAUGAAGCAUAUACAAACGAUUAUGAUCCAUAUCAUCUUAUGCGACAACCAGCGAUACAGAUACCGAAAUUUGGUACUGAAGAGAUGCGCAAACAUUGUAAGAAAUUUUAUGCAGAGUUUGAAAUUGAAAGUGAAACUGAAACAGUGACAUCGGAUGAUAUUUUCAAAUGGGUGAAUCGUGAUAUUUUGAUUGACGUAUGCAAAAGACAUGGUGUCAUUGUAAACGCAAUGGAAAGAGCACGACGUGAAGUGGAAUCUACUUCAUAUGGACCGUCACCAGAAGAAUUGGUUCAAACGUUCAUGGACACAUGUAAUCGGGUAGAAAAAAGUGAUAAAGAGUUCUUAGCGGAGUACUAUAAUUAAGGCAUGAAAAUAUAUUUUUACAUCAUUUUCAUAAUGUUUAAA